ACCAAGAGCUCGAAAGAGCCCUCGCACAAAAGUCCACUUACACUGUCACGAGGGGAGAUUUCAACGCUAAGAUCGGGCUAGGGAAAGCUGGCAAAAAGUUCAUAGGGAUAUAUGGCUGCAGUGAAAGAAAUGAAAGAGGAGAGAGGCUAAUAAUGAUGGCAGAAAUGAGAACUGUAUGUGGCAAACACCUGAUACAAAAAGAUUACAAAAAGAUGGACGUGGAUUAUGCCAAACGCGAAGAGUAAGAAUGAAAUCGAUUAUAUUUUAGUCAAUAAAAGGCACAUGCUUCAAGAUGUCUCUUUUUGGUGCAGCCCUUCAACACCAGCUGUGACCAUUGCCUGCUUAGAGCAAAGUUGAUUUUCAACCAAGUAGUGGAAAAGAGAACUUUACAGAUGGCAAACAGGAAACAGCGCCCGAAGAUAUUUGAUGAAGCAAAUGGGGGGAGGGAUGGAUAGCUCAGCGGUUUGAGCAUUGGCCUGCUAACCCCAGGGUUGUGAGCUCAAUCUUUGAGGGGGCCAUUUGGGGAUUGGUCCUGCUUUGAGCAGGGGGUUGGACUAGGUGAUCUCCCGAGAUCCCUUCCAACCCCAAUAAUCUAUGAUUCUAUGAAGAAAGUGAUUUCUGGGUUUGACUGGAGCCAGAUGGAAAAGUGUGAUGAGGACUAUAAUAUCUUUGCUGACAAGCUGAGCCGUUGCAUAAAAGCAGCUGAAAUUGAAAAGAUGAAGGCGGCAAAGGGAAGAAUCUCUAAUAAAUUAAAAGCUUGUUAGAGAAGUGGAGAAAUAUGAAAAGAAGCUCGGCUAACAACCUUGAGUACUCCAUUCUGUGCAAGCUUAUAUGGCAAAAACUGAAGGAUGACUUUUUGAGAACUUCUGGAAAGAAAAGCUCCUUUAAAACAGUUAAAUCAUGCAAGUGCCUCAGGACAUGCAAAUGGGAAUUGGUGCAGUGUAGAUUGAGCAUAACAGCAUUGAAGAACAAGGAUGGAGAGACAGUAAUUGAUAGUGCAGGGAUGGAGGAGGUCUGCAAAGACUUCUAUACAGAACUGUUCAAAUCAAGAAUCAAUGUCUCUCUCCCAACACUCCAAGAGUCAGAAGAACGCGUCCCCCCAAUAAUAGUCAGCAAAGUCCGAAGCGCACUACACCUGAUGAAGACGGGGAAAAGCUCCAGGCAAAGAUGGAAUAAUGUCAGAAAUGAUUUCCUCAGGAGGCGAAAAACUUUGGAAGGGCCUCACUUUAAGUUUCAGUCAAUAUCUCGAAGAAGAAAAAAUACUAUCAAGCUGGAAGGAGUUGAAUACCAUCUUGCUGUACAAGAAGGGGACUCAAGAAAAUCUUAAUCACCCUUUAUGCCUGCUUUCUCAUAUCUAUAAAAGCUUUACAAAGGUGAUGAUAAACCAACUCUCACAGAGUCUGGAUGAACAACAGCCAAGAGAGCAGGCAGGAUUUUGAAGAAACUUCAGCACGAUUGACCAUACGUUUACCCUUAGCUUCUAGAAAGAGCGAGGGAAUACAGACUACCACUGUGCAUUGCUUUUGUCGACUAUGAAAAGGCCUUCGAUAGUGUAGAGUGCAACGCAAUAUUAAAGGCACUCACAGAGCAGGGUAUUAAUACACAGUACAUCAGUUUGUUGAAGGAAGCAGAUACUGGAUGUACAACAGACAUUACUCUCCUUGAAACUCCUGUCCGCAUCCCAGUCAAGAAAGGUGUAAAGGAAGGAGAUACAAUUUCACCAAAACUAUUUACUGCCUGCCUGGAAAUGGUUAUGAACAAGAUCAAUUGGAGGAGUGGUGUUAAUAUAAAUGGAGACUGAUUAUCUCAUCUCAGAUUCAUGGAUGACAUCAUACUAAUUGCCAAAAACACCAGCCAACUGCAGAGCAUGCUAUGAAGACUCGACAGGAAAAGCAGUCAGGUCGGUCUGAAAAUGAACUGUAGCAAAACUAAAUACAUGCGAUCAGACGUCUUAAGAAAAGCCCAAAUAACGAUAACAGGAGAAGAAAUUGAAGAAGUGGAACAGUACAUAUAUUUGGGCCAAGAAGUUAAUAUGUGCCAAGACAUGAACGGAGAAUUCUCGUGAAAGAUUUGGGCAGGAUGGUGUGUGUUUAAUUCCAUCAAGGACGUCCUCAAAGGAAAAAUUGACAAGACCACAUGUACAAAUAUCUUCAAUUCAGCUGUGCUGCCAGCCAUGCUGUAUGGCAGUGAUACCUGGGCACUGACGAAGAGAGAAGAACAGCGGCUGUCAGUAGCUGAAAGGGCAAUGGAACGAGCUAUGUUGGGAAUUUCCCUUCUGGAUCGUAUCCCAAAUGAAAUGAUUAGAGAAUGCAAUGGUGUGAAAGAUAUUGUCAUAGAAAGCAGAUACGAUGGGUGGGCCACAUAGCACGGUUCACGGACAAUAGAGGGACCGCAAUCAUUACUGAGUAGUACUCGCGAGAACAGAAAAGACCACCUGGUCAAGAAGAUGGGAAGAAGACGUUGUUAAAUGUUUCGGACGAACAUGGAGAAGAAAGGCAAGAAUGCAAGAAGAAUGGCAGAUGUGUGUGAUCGGCACAGUCUUAACAAUAGCUGAAGACCGAUUGAUCCAGAAAAGAUCAUUUGCACCUUCUACACCACUGACAGGAAGGAGAUACCUGAGAGAGAAGGAAGCAGUAAUCACUCCUGUUGCUUCAGCAACACAAAGUGUGAGCCGGUUACAGAGCAUUGUGGCUGGGUUGAAAAAUGCACCAAGUGAACAGCUUAUAGCUAUCUUCGAGUCUUGUGUACGCAACCCUAUGGAAAGCAUCAUGAAUCGAGUUAAAGACGUAGGUGAGGCUUUCUGUCGGAGUUAUACUCAGUCAACAGAUGACCAGCCAGGAUCUCACAUAGAUUUUGCUGUUAACAGACUAAAACUGGCAGAGAUUUUGUAUUACAAAAUUUUGGAGACUAUAGUGGUACAAGAAACACGAAGAUUGCAUGGGAAGGACAUGACAGCUCUCUUGGAGCAAGAUAUUUUCCAUCGUUCCCUGAUGGCAUGUUGUUUGGAGAUUGUGCUAUUUGCAUAUAGCUCACUUCGAACUUUCCCUUGGAUUAUUGAGGUUCUUGAUCUCCGACCAUUCUAUUUUUAUAAGGUGAUUGAAAUAUUGAUUCGGUCUGAGGAAGGACUCUCCAGAGACAUGGUGAAGCACCUCAACAACAUUGAAGAACAGAUUCUGGAGAGUCUAGCCUGGACCAGUGACUCUGCCCUAUGGAAAGCUCUACAAGCCUCAGAAAACAAGGUCCCAACCUGUGAAGAAGUAAUAUACCCAAGUAAUUUUGAAGCCAGUAAUGGAGGAAGUGGACUAGGACACCUCCCUAUGAUGCCAGUAUCGCCUAUUGUGCAUCCUCGAGUGAAAGAGGUUCGCACAGAUCUUAGUGGAAGUUUACGACGUGACAUGCAGCCAUUGUCUCCGAUCUCUGUUCAUGAGCGUUACAGCUCUCCUACAGCUGGAAGUGCUAAGAGAAGGCUCUUUGGUGAUGACAGCCCAAAAGACAUGCAGGUAGAAAAGGUUCUCUCUGAAGGAACGAAAUUGAAAAUUGCCCCAGCUUCAAGUGUUGCUGCUGAAAAUGUCUCUCUCUCACCGGGACAGACAAUUUUGACCAUGGCAACAGCUACUGUAACAGGGACAAUGGGACAGAAAGUUACAAUCCCACUGCAUGGUAUUACAAACGACACUGGAGGGAUCACCUUGAUUCCCAUUUCAGUGAAUUUAUCUCAGCAGUCUAAAGUAGAGAGUCAUGGACAAGUACCUCUCACUGCUCAAGCUUUAAUUGGUGCAUCUCCAAACCAUUCCCGUAUGAAUCAAGCGCAGGAAGCACAUCCGUCAGCAGGAAGCAAACCAAAGAAAACUGGCUCCCUGGCACUGUUUUACAGAAAGGUGUAUCAUUUGGCAAGUGUGCGCUUGCGUGAUUUGUGCUUAAAACUGGAUGUUUCCAUUGAGUUGCGCAGGAAGAUAUGGACAUGUUUUGAGUUCACGUUAGUUCAUUGCACUGAUCUAAUGAAAAACAGACAUUUGGAUCAGCUCCUCCUUUGUGCCUUUUACAUUAUGGCAAAGGUGACCAAAGAGGAAAGAACUUUUCAGGACAUAAUGAAAAGUUACAGAAACCAGCCACAAGCAAACAGCAAUGUUUACAGGAGUGUUUUGUUGAAAAAUAGUCCCAAAGAGGUCACAUCAGAAAAUACAAAUUUAACCCAAGAUGUGGAGAUGACAGGUGGUGACACUCCUGGGAAGGUGUGUCUUUCACUUGUAAGAUCAACACCAGAGAACUCAAACGAAUCAGGAAAGGAGGAGAGAGGAGAUCUGAUAAAAUUUUACAAUGCAGUCUAUGUAGGAAGAGUAAAAUCAUUUGCACUCAAGUACGAUGUCACAAACCAGGAUCAUGUAAUGGAAGCGCCUCCACUUUCCCCGUUCCCCUACAUUAAACAACAGCCAGUGUCUCCUCGGCGAAUAUCCCAGCAACACUCUGUUUAUGUUUCACCACACAAGAAUGGUGCCUGCCUGACACCUCAGACUGCUCUACUAUACAAGUUUAAUGGGAGCCCUUCUAAGAGUUUGAAGGACAUCAACAAUAUGAUAAAACAAGGUGAACACAGGAGUAAGAAGCGAGCAAUUACAAUUGACAGUGACAGUGAGUCUCCAGCAAAACGACUCUGCCAGGAAAAUGAUGAUGUCUUACUAAAACGUCUUCAGGAUGUUGUCAGUGAAAGAGCUAAUCACUAACAUCUACAAGGGACUGAAGCUUCCAGUGUUCAUCACGCCUGGGAAACAAUUUUUCCAGUUUUCCAGCUGUGGUGUGUGCAGACAGUUUACUAAUUAAUGUGUAAAAUUGUACUGUCACCUGACUUCAGUAGGAAUGCAAAAAGGAAGUGUAAAGGACUGAACUAUGGGGAAUUAGAGGCUAUGAUCACAUUAACAUUAUUGCUGUCAGACGUGCUAUGAAUCUAUCUGCUGAUUAGCAUGUUGAAAUGGUUCUUUGAGCCAUGUCAGAUAUUCACCUCUAAUCUAGUUUAGCGGUUCUGCUCUGAGUAUGAGGGCCAGCUCCUAGUUUCAGUGAUUCUGUUUUUGAAAUUGAAUUGACUGGAUGUAGGAAAGCAGCAGGGGCUAUCACUAUACUCAGUGUUUGGGGAAACACCUCAAGUGCCUUUUUGUUUUUACAUGAAGAUUAUAGAAUCUUAUGCAUUACUUUUAAUGUGGACAGAUCAGGAGACAACUUGUUCGUUUUACUACAUUAAGGGUUAGAUAAACCCAUCUGUUCUUCGUUCUGCAUUCUAUAUUACGUGAAAAAAGUUACCUUUUAUCAAAGACUUGAUAAUGUGAUUUGAACAGGGUUAAUUUUGGCUUUUAUAGCUGAGUAUAACUGGUAAAAUGCUAUUCUCCACCUACUUUGAGGAUGUCAGCUAAAGUGAAUGUUGUGACAUGGAUUAAAUGUUUCUUACGGUUUGGGAGAGAAAUCAGCAAGUACAACUGCAGAAGCCUAAAUUGAAGCACACUUAUUCUAGAGACGUGCGGAGAUGUUUCUGGGAGCCUUUUCUGAAUUCAGCUUCCCCCACAGCAGUGAAUGCUGCCACUGGAGACAGAUCUGAAUCACUCCUUCCUUCUGCACAUCUUCUCUGCAGCACUAAAUAUUCAUAGAUACUGUAUCUUAACUGAAAAAGGCUAGCGUGAAUCAAUAAUGGUUAAACAGUUCUGGGCUUUGGCCAUCAGUUACUACUGUAGCAAAUAUAUGAUGAUUCAUUUAAUGAACUUAAAAUUUCUUUUCUUUAGGAUUUUUAUAUUUUUUUUCUGACAAGGGUACUCUCCUAUGUUGUGUAGUAUCUACACAGAAUGUAAGCCCAAACAGAUGAGGCAUGUUUGUACUUUUUUUUUUUUUAGCUAUUACAGACAUGUAGCUUUAGCUUUGUUCCAAUGGCAAUAUGUAAAAUUCCAGCAAACUCCUACAUUUUAAAUGUUAGAAUUUUGAAAGGAUUGUUUUAUCAAGAUGAGGAAAACUUAAUGUUUAUAUAAUACUGUUUAUAAGCAAUAGUCUAAUUUUAACAGUUGUGAUUUUUUUUAAAGCUUAGAGCCAUAAGGUAAUUCUUUGUUGUACUUUUCUGUUCAAAGUUGCUAUAAGCAUCUUAUACUUACAAACUUGAACUGUCUUUUUAAUGGACAACUCUUUUCUAGAGCUCUGACUAUUUUACUUAGCUUUUAUUAGCUUGAUGAUUGAGUGCUCCAAGAUUUGAUACAUCAUAAUUUUCAGUGGAAGGAACUGGAAAUCUGGUAGAUGAACUUGAUGAAAUUGAUUAUAAAGGAGAGCGCUUUGGUUUACACAUUCAUCUUGGUAAUCAGCAAUGAAAGGAAAGGUCACAAGUCCCCUAAGGUUUUGAUAACUAACUUUUUGAAGGUUGCCAUUGUUUUGACUGCUCUGAAAAAUGUGUUUUUUGCCUUUUGAAAGUUUUGAGAAUGAAGACUGCAGUGUUUAUAAAGUGGUGUAACAAAAGAUAUACUAAUCUUACAGUUAACUCCUUUUAAGUAUGUGAUGUUAAUGGUUGGGAGAAAAAAACAACAUAAUACCAACUUCCAGUUUUGAGUUACUGACAAGAUGCAUUUGUGCAUGGGUAAUCAUGGCCUGAGACAGCCCUGGAAAACCUAGCUUGUUGUGGAAAGAGAUCUUGAAUUAGACUUCACAUAAACGGAGCCAAUUGUGCUUGACUCACUGCAUGGGGGGUUAUAUUCCUCAAGAAAACUAGGCUAGGGUGGACUGUCGGACAGUAAAGAACACUCAGCAGUAUUGGAUGAUAGAACAAUUUAGUCACUUGGUUUUACUUUCUCAUCAUGUGUAAACCUACUUUAUUUCUUAAGAGGUAUGCCCUGCAGACUCUCUCAGUUUCUCUAAUCUUGAAUUAAAAUAAUGGUGCUGAAAUUUGUUAGUUAUGAUUAGGUUUAGUGUAUUUUGUUAAAACUAAAAGUAUUACAAUUGGAUUUUAAUUCCUUUUCAUAAUAAAUUUGACCCAGAAUAGAUGCUAAUGUUGAUAGUGCAGAGUAAAUUUUGGACUUGAACAGUUUGUCAAGCUGUUAGGUCUUAAAGUUUUGUUAUGGUUUAAAAGUGCCUUCAUUUGUAAAUAUGUAUUUUACAAUAAAAAGUUCUUUAAAACUG
This is a messenger RNA of Gopherus flavomarginatus (Mexican gopher tortoise), 7137 nucleotides long. It is a transcript of the gene RBL1, whose product is annotated as RB transcriptional corepressor like 1. Gene Ontology annotation, molecular function: RNA polymerase II transcription regulatory region sequence-specific DNA binding. The transcript has 15 exons. Gene Ontology annotation, cellular component: nucleus; transcription regulator complex; chromatin. The record is from RefSeq and is a predicted model, not a curated record. Gene Ontology annotation, biological process: regulation of transcription by RNA polymerase II; negative regulation of G1/S transition of mitotic cell cycle; cell differentiation. NCBI's taxonomy places the organism in Eukaryota, Metazoa, Chordata, Testudines, Testudinidae. Bases 2502 to 4721 code for a protein of 739 amino acids.